Messenger RNA from Verticillium nonalfalfae, 954 nucleotides. It is a transcript of the gene PRP46, whose product is annotated as pre-mRNA-splicing factor prp46. The coding region runs from base 1 to 954 and encodes 317 amino acids. Gene Ontology annotation, molecular function: protein binding. Gene Ontology annotation, biological process: mRNA splicing, via spliceosome. The transcript has 3 exons. Lineage: Eukaryota; Fungi; Ascomycota; Sordariomycetes; Glomerellales; Plectosphaerellaceae. The record is from RefSeq and is a predicted model, not a curated record. Gene Ontology annotation, cellular component: precatalytic spliceosome; catalytic step 2 spliceosome; Prp19 complex.
AUGCGAGUCAUAUCGGGACAUCUCGGCUGGGUCAGGAGUCUCACAGUAGAGCCAGGCAACAAGUGGUUCGCCAGUGGCGCAGGCGACCGUACCAUCAAAAUCUGGGACCUCGCGACAGGCUCUCUACGCCUUACAUUGACUGGUCACAUUUCGACUGUUCGAGGUCUUGCUGUUAGCCCCAGACACCCCUAUCUCUUCUCCUGCGGCGAAGACAAGAUGGUCAAAUGCUGGGAUCUGGAGACGAACAAGGUUAUCAGGCACUACCAUGGUCAUCUUAGCGGCGUCUACACCCUAGCAUUGCACCCAACCUUGGACGUGCUCGUAACUGGAGGGCGGGAUGGUGUAGCCAGAGUCUGGGACAUGCGCACCAGGAGUAACAUUCAUGUUCUCUCGGGACACACAGCAACCGUUUCCGACGUCAAGUGUCAGGAAGCAGACCCUCAGGUCAUUAGUUCGUCUCUCGACUCCACAGUCAGGCUUUGGGACCUGGCAGCGGGCAAAACCAUGGGCGUCUUGACGCAUCAUAAAAAAGGUGUUCGUGCUCUGGCCACGCACCCAAGCGAGUUCACCUUCGCAACGGGAAGCACGGGCAGCAUCAAGCAGUGGAAAUGUCCGGAGGGGGCCUUCAUGCAAAAUUUUGAUGGGCACAACGCUAUCAUCAACACAUUGAGCGUGAAUCAAGAAAACGUUUUAUUUUCUGGAGGUGACAAUGGCUCUAUGAGUUUUUGGGAUUGGAAGAGCGGACACCGCUUUCAGUCUUUGGACACAACGGCACAGCCCGGUUCACUUGAUGCCGAAGCUGGAAUUAUGAGCUCGACGUUCGACAGAUCAGGCUUGCGCCUUAUCUGCGGCGAGGCAGAUAAAACCAUCAAAAUUUGGAAACAAGAUGAAAGUGCCACGCCGGAAACGCACCCCCUUGUCUGGCAACCUUCACUGGCUCGCCGGAAGUUUUGA